AUGAGUACUUCAAAUCCAAUGGCCCUCCUCAUAGAACGUAUAAACACGUUGCAGGACAUUUGCACGGAAUCGGGCAUUACUAACAUGAUAGACCUUCCUCAAAUUGUGGUAGUAGGCGGUCAGAGCUGCGGAAAAAGCUCUGUGCUCGAAAACAUCGUGGGCAAUGAUUUUCUUCCGCGUGGUGUGGGCAUAGUAACACGCAGACCGCUUAUUUUGCAGCUCAUAUACUCGAAAGAUGAGUACGUGCGCUUUAAUCACAGCGACAGCACGUUCACAGAUUACGAGCUGGUCCGGCAGGAAAUACUGGCGGAGACCGCACGGCUCAUUAAGAACAAACAUGACGUUUCGCAUGUGCCGAUAACACUUAAGAUGUACUCCCCACACGUGAUGACGCUCACACUCGUUGAUCUGCCCGGGCUGGUUAAGGUGCCCACAAACGACCAGCCAAAGAACAUCGUGACAAGGGUAGAGGAGAUCUGCAAGCGGUACAUUGUGAACAAGAAUGCCAUUAUUAUCGCGGUGAGUGCGGCAACGAGUGAUAUAGCAAGCUCGGAUGCGUUGCAACUUGCGAAGACGGUCGAUCCCGGAUAUGAGCGCACGUUGGGUGUGCUCACAAAGGUAGACCUGAUGGAUGUAGGCACAGAUGUUGUUGACGUGCUUGCGGGACGUGUGCUUAGCCUCAAACUCGGUUUUAUACCCGUGGUUAACCGCGGUCAAAAGGACGUAAAGCAAAAAAAAUCGAUCAGCGACGCGGUUGUGGAUGAACAGCGUUUUUUCGAAACGCACCGGGCAUAUCGCCGCAACAAAGCAUACUGUGGCACCGCCUAUCUCCGCACAAAGCUCACGAGCAUUCUGUAUGAGCACAUUAGGCAUACUCUGCCUGAACUGCAGGAGCGUGUGAACGCGCUCAUCGCACGCACACAGGCCGAGCUCGAUGAACUCGGUGUAUUUGACCUUACGCCCAAGGAACACGUGCUGCGCACGAUCAACGAGAUCACAAAAAAAUUCGCGGAGUUGCUCUCAGGCACAGCAGAGCACGGUGAAGAGCUGUGUGGCGGUGCUCGCCUAUCGUACACCAUGCACCAAUCAUUCGCCGCGUUCAUAAACAAUCUGAACGCGUUGCACAACAUGCGCAACGACCACGUCCGCACGGUCAUGCUUAACGCAUCGGGCUCGUCCAGCACGCUGUUUUUUUCCCAGCGUGCAUUUGAAAUGCUUGCAAAGCAAAGCAUCGCGUUGUUCAAGCCACACGUACUCAAACUGGUGACCGUAAUUUUUACAGAAAUGGUGCGGAUGAUGCACAGCGUGGUAAACACGCGGUUUGCACGACUUAAUGACAAGAUAUCAUGUGCACUUGUUGACCUGUUCAAGAGAAAUAGCGAAAAUACCACCAUGCUGGUGGGUGCCUUGCUGGAAUGGAACAUGGAGUACAUCAGCACACGGCACCCUGAUUUCGUGCGGCUGGAUGAGCUGUCCAAGAUCGGUGAGAGCAAACCGAUGGAGAAGGCACCUAACGUAAAGGCGUUUGACAAGCUGCCGAACGUGCUCCGGUUGGAUAAGGAGAUAUCGGACAGCGAAGGCGCAGAAAUAAACCUGGUCAAGUCGCUUGUGGUGUCAUACUUUGAUGUGAACAGGAAGAUUCUGCUGGAUCAGGUGCCCAAGGCCAUCAUGUGCAACCUUGUGAUGAAGAGUGCACAGCAAAUGCAGGAACACCUGUUCAGGGCGGUGUAUGAGACGGAAGGGAUUGAAAAACUGUGUGAGGAGGAUGGGAGUAUUGAAGAGCUGCGGGAAAGGUUGAAAAGAAACUUGAAAGCGAUGAGACAUGCACACGAUCUGAUGUGCUCGUUGUAGGAACGUAUUUGCGAUGAAAAUCGUGGGAUGCAAUAAUGGAUCAGACCAGUAGAAGAGAGAGUUAAGAAAAUGGAAGGCAACCACGAAGUAUAAAUAAAGGUAAAUUGAGUCACGGUCGAAGUGAAAGAUGAUCAAGUCGCGAAUGGUAAAAUGCCGGUACUUACACCGGGGUGUAGAUUACGGUUACCUGUGCAUGAUCGUACGUAAUAUGGAUAAAUGACAAUUUGAGAUGGAUAUUUUGAGAAAUACCGGUCCGGUACACAACUUUCGGUAAUAAUGGUGUUUCUUGUUACACGGAAAAGGUAAAUAAAAUACGUACGUGCCAUUCAACACGUAACCUUGGUCUUAACAUGUGUUAAUAC
Messenger RNA from Vavraia culicis subsp. floridensis, 2213 nucleotides. RefSeq lists its product as uncharacterized. The transcript has a single exon. The coding region runs from base 1 to 1851 and encodes 616 amino acids. The record is from RefSeq and is a predicted model, not a curated record. NCBI's taxonomy places the organism in Eukaryota, Fungi, Microsporidia, Pleistophoridae. Gene Ontology annotation, biological process: peroxisome organization. Gene Ontology annotation, cellular component: microtubule; membrane; cytoplasm. Gene Ontology annotation, molecular function: microtubule binding; GTP binding; GTPase activity.